AUGGUGGCAUCUUCCUUUAGCCAUGACAAAAGUGCUAUGGCUGCUAAUUUUGUAGCUAUUGUGGAAAACAUAGAAAGUGGAGCUGACAAUAUCACCGCCGUGAACGGUGACAAAACCCUGGAUCUCGUGCCAAUUGAGAACUUACCUAAACCGUUGACCAUCACGGUCCUCUCUCCAGCACUGAUGCACGGGGCUCAGCUACGAGUCGCCAACCAAGGUGUUCCCGGAGCAUACAGCGAAGCUAUCGCCGGCAAAGCGUAUCCGAAAUGCGAGGCCAUACCUUGUGACAAGUUGCAUUUCAAGCAGUGGAGCUCUGAAUCGCUGACCACACAGUUCUCCCUGUAA
Molecule: messenger RNA, 345 nt
Organism: Ilex paraguariensis (yerba mate)
Lineage: Eukaryota; Viridiplantae; Streptophyta; Magnoliopsida; Aquifoliales; Aquifoliaceae
Source: the annotation of a GenBank genome assembly